UUUAUGUUAAGAUUUUUUUUUUAGGUUAAACUUUAAAAAUAAAUUGAAACACCAAAUAAUCCUUCCUAUAGUUUUUAAUACAUUAAAAACGAAUAAAGAAGAUGAAUUUAUGAAGAAUCUAAUAUUUUGAAAAUGUCUUUAACAGAAGAUGAAUUGACGAGAUUAGCCAUUGCUGAAUUAACGAGAAAUGCACAGAGAGGUCGCGAGCGAUCAGCUACCAUGGGUUCGUUAGCCUGGAAAUCUUGCCCUGUUCCAGCUACAAAUAAACGUUUUCUACACAAUACAAUUCUUGGUGCGAUGCAAGCAAACAAAAAUAUCUCAACUCAGUCUCGAAAAAGAAUCAAUGAAUCAAAAACAGAUACAGCAGAGAAGCAAAAAAAAAAGGGUAAAAAUGAAAUCCACAAACUAGAGAAGAAAGAUAUUUCUAUCAAACUAAAAAAGAACGAUAUUUCUAUCAAACUAAAAAAGAACGAUAUUUCUAUCAAUAAAAUUGAGAUGGAAUCUCCUAUAUCUUCAAGUAGCGUUAAUUUGCCAAUAAAAAAAAACUAAGCGUAUACCAAAAGUAUAACGUUAAACUCGAUCA
Molecule: messenger RNA, 583 nt
Organism: Hydra vulgaris (swiftwater hydra)
Lineage: Eukaryota; Metazoa; Cnidaria; Hydrozoa; Anthoathecata; Hydridae
Product: protein POLR1D
Source: RefSeq, a predicted model, not a curated record